AGCAUGUACCUAUACUCUCAUAAGUAAGCAGCUUUACUUCCUCCACCCCCUUAGUUUUUCUCCUCUGUACACCAGUAAGCACUAACGAUUCCCGUCAUGAUAUUCUUUACAAGGAAGCCUAAACCAUCUGCGCUUCCUCUCGGAUGGCCAUCCCCAUUCCACAACAAGUGUAGUCAACGAGACUGCCACCAUCCUAAUAACCCGCAAACCGUCAAAGGUGUUUACCAAUGUAGCGGCAUUCCUGGAGGUUUCUACUGCGAGGGUACAUACAAGAUCGCAUCCACCCGAGCGCGUGAAACAGAGCACUAUCUGCAAGAAAUGGACAUGGCUCGUAGAUCGGCUGAAGAGGAACAGAGAAAGCGCACAACAUCGGAGAUGAGGCGGCCUGAGAGACGUUCUGAGCUCGGGUCGCGACGGGGAGGGACGAACCUGUCUAUCAGGAGAAUGCCAGAUGAGCGGGACUUCCGACCCGGUUUUGGGCAAGCUCCUCGCAUUACGAGAGGCACGGAAAACAGGAGGCCGCAAACGGGUGCACCAUAUUCAAGUCAUCGCCCUUCACAAUCCGAAAUAGAGUCGGAGUUCAAGACUGACCAAAUUCUGAUGCAUCUCUAUCCCGAACGAGAGAUCCGACCAAGAUGGAUAUAGUAAUGAACACACUGUACGAGUCUCGCAUUUUAUGUAUUUUUGGCCCUUUCAAAGCCAGAAUGAUGAUUAUAUGAUUCCUGACACGAUAUUACUUACAUACGUCCUAUCAGGACACUACACGUAUUUUAUUCCACCAUUACUUCGUGUCACUUAUACUUCAUGAACCACAAGAUAAACUAAAUGACUAUUUGAUCAAGAUGCACUCUGGAC
Suillus subalutaceus is the source of this 855-nucleotide messenger RNA. RefSeq lists its product as uncharacterized. The transcript is spliced from 3 exons. The record is from RefSeq and is a predicted model, not a curated record. Bases 97 to 645 code for a protein of 182 amino acids. Lineage: Eukaryota; Fungi; Basidiomycota; Agaricomycetes; Boletales; Suillaceae.